UGGCUUAUUCACUGCCGGUUAACCACAGAGUUGAGCACUUGCUUGUACACCGGAGUCCAGUUUAACAGGGGAGAAUGAACAUAUUUCACGUGAAAACGGCCAUAACGAUGUCCUAAAGAAUUUUUUUUUUCUUUUUUUUUUUACACCUGAAAUUCCUUUACACCACGUUUCAUAUGGCAAAUCAUGACAAGAAUAAAAAGACUCUUCUGGAACUGCUGAAGCUGCCGGAGAACAGAAGCUGUGCUGACUGCGGUGCUGCAGACCCGGACUGGGCUUCAUAUACCCUUGGUAUAUUUGUUUGCUUGAAUUGCUCUGGAACUCAUCGCAAUUUAUCAAGUAUUAGCCGGAUAAAAUCCAUCCGCUUAGACUUCUGGGAUGACGAGCUUGUGCAGUUCAUGAAAGCCCAUGGAAACCGAGCUGCCAAGGAUAUCUUCGAGAGAUUUGUCCCGGUCUUCUAUUAUCAGCCACAGCGACAUGACUGUGAUGUUCUAAGGGAGCAGUGGAUCAGAGCCAAGUAUGAAAGACAGGAGUUUACAGAGCCAAAUAAACUUAGUGCCUACACAUCAGGAGUAUAUGAAGGAGUGUUAUGGAAGAAGGGGAAGGACAAUGGACAGUUUCUCAAGAGGAAGUUUGUUUUAUCGGAGCAAGAUUUCACCCUCAAAUAUUAUAAGGAGGAUGAAUCAAAAGGGCCAAAGGCUGUUAUUUCUGUACAAAGUCUGAAUGCAACCUUCCAGCCUCAGAAGAUUGGGCAUGCUCACGGCCUUCAGAUCACUUAUUCAGUGGAGGACCACACCCGAAACCUCUUUGUUUACCAUGAAAGUGGUCAGGAAGUUGUAAAUUGGUACAACGCUAUAAGAGCUACACGUUAUGUCUACCUGAAGACAGCAUUUCCUACAGCCAGUAAUGGCGAGCUGCUGCCAUGGAUUACCAGAAAGUACCUUAAAGAAGGUUACAUGGAAAAAACUGGACCAUCGCAACGGGAGCCAUUCAAGAAGAGAUGGUUCAUCUUGGAUGGUCUAGACAGAAAACUACUCUAUUUUAAAACCGAGCUGGAUGCUGUGGAGCUUGGGGUGAUUUUCAUUGGGACAGAGAAUCAUGGGUACUCGGUUAGUGAGUGUAUGCCGAAGGGGACCAGAGGAAAUAAAUGGAAGUGUGGGAUGGCAGUGGAGACACCAGACCGCCAGUUCAUCUUCAUGUGUGAGCAGGAGCGGGAGAGAAAGGAGUGGGUGGACGCCCUGAGACAUGUCAUCUCCAAGCCUAUGAUUCCUCAAGAUUACACCACAGAGGCCAAUAUCCGUAGACGAAAAUGAUCAUCACCGAGGACAGAAGCGUGUUUGGACUCCAUCAGUGUGGAUAUUUAUAAUAUCAGCAGGAUUGCUGCAGAAUAUAUGAAAUGUUUAACCCGAACCUUUUCGAAGUAUACUCAAUGUAAAAAAAAAAAGUAAGACAACACUCAAGAGUAAUUUGAAGGGUUCCUGGGUUUAACUUUUGACAUGGAAUGGUUUAUAAAAUGGAACAUACAGGGUUUCCACAGAGGCUGCAUUUGCCUAUUGGCUGCAGUUUGUUUGUGCAGGUGAGAACAAGAGAGAUGCUCUAAUUGAGAUUCUGUGCCUGGUUCCAAGUGAACUCUUGUGUGGUCAGAUUGUAGUGACACAGUGCUUCUACCCUCAUCAGGCCCAACUGUGGUGGAACAGGAAGUAAACCAAGAUGUAAAUGCUCUAUAUUUUGGAUUCUGGGUGACGGUUUUGUAGAUGUAAACUGCAAACUGGCCUGCAGGACACAGUGGACAGAGCUGUAGCACUGCAGAAAUGAGAUAUCUGGACUGGGAGAAAAUAAACAGUGGGAUUUCUAUAAUUAACUAGUAAUUUAUUAAAGCUCUGGCUCCAAGCUCUCUGUAUUCAGGUGAUCUUUGCGAUUUCUAUUUUCCAACUGGUUUUUUUUUCUGAAAUAGCAAACAAAUCAAUUUCACUGGGAUAUGGUGAAUAUGCUAAUAGCUGCAGGCCACUUGAGAACCCAGAUGUAACAAGCAUGGUGGACUUUUUUUAAGCUUGUAAGAUAUUAUCCACUUCUAGGUAAUUCUGAAAAUGGAGAAAAGCAGAAACACUGAAAACAAAAUCUGUUUUUUAGCUCACUCAGCACUCUUUAUUGGGAUCACUUCCGUAUUCACAAUCAGCUUAGAAAGGCCGGGCGGGGAUGAGUGAGUGAGUGAGUGAGAGAGAGAGAGAGAGAGAGAGAGAGAGAGAGAGAGAGAGAGAGAGAGAGAGAGAGAGACAGACAGACAGACAGAGAAUGAAGUGUGAGAGAGAGACAGACAGACAGACAGAGUGAAGUGUGUGAAAGAGAGAAUGAAGUGAGAGAGAGAGUGUGUGAAGUGAGAGUCUCUCACUCAUUGCACACACCUGCUACAACUCUAUAAUCUAAAUUAAGGCUUUUCACACAUAAAAACAGAUACAUCAACCUGACAAAAUAAAAAUGUUUUAUGAAGAAGUCAGAUGAUUGUCUGCAUGACUUUGUGAACAAAUAAAUAUAUUUUAAAUUUUAACAUA
Molecule: messenger RNA, 2546 nt
Organism: Tachysurus fulvidraco (yellow catfish)
Lineage: Eukaryota; Metazoa; Chordata; Actinopteri; Siluriformes; Bagridae
Gene: adap2
Product: ArfGAP with dual PH domains 2
Exons: 11
Coding region: 174-1310 (378 amino acids)
Biological process (GO): positive regulation of GTPase activity
Cellular component (GO): plasma membrane; intracellular membrane-bounded organelle
Molecular function (GO): phosphatidylinositol bisphosphate binding; GTPase activator activity
Source: RefSeq, a predicted model, not a curated record